AUGCCUUUUGCAACAUUCGUUGGUGUUAAUCACCAUGGCCAAUCUAUUAUAUUAGGUUGUGCCUUAUUGUCCCAUGAGGAUGUAGAGACUUUUAAAUGGGUUUUCUCAACUUGGCUCUCAGCAAUGGGAGACACUCAUCCCCAUGCUAUUUUCACUGAUCAAUGCGAAAGCAUUAUGGCUGUUAUCAGGAAAGUCAUGCCUAACACAAUAUAUAAAUUCUGCUUAUGGCAUAUCCUUAGCAAGUUGUCAGAGAAGUUUAAGGGUGUGGCUGAUUUUACAAAAGCCAAUAAUGAGUUUAAAGCUUUAAUAUUCGAUAGUUUGAUGAUUAAGAUGUUUGAAAGAAAUUGGAAUGAGUUCCUGAAGUAUGGACUAGAAAAUAAUGAAUGGUUGACGAAGCUUUAUUUUGAAAGGGAGAGUUGGGUACCCAUCUAUCUCAAUCACAUGUUCUGGGCGGGAAUGAUGUCUACUCAAAGAAGCAAGGGCAUACAUGCUUACUUUGAUAGUUAUGUUCACUCAAGAAGCACAUUAAAGCAAUUCAUCGAACAAUAUGAGAUGGCCCUAUGUGGGAAGACUGAGAAGGAGUUGCUUUUAGAGUUCAUAUCAAAAAAUAGGCUUGUUAAUUGUAUAUCUCAAUUUCAAUGGGAAAAACAGUUUCAAAGUGCCUUCACUCAUGAAAUGUUUAAGUUGAUUCAAGAGCAGAUUAAGCGCCUAUGGUACUGCGAUAUGAAAAUUCUAAACAAGGAUGAAGAGAGCAAUGAGCAUGGGAUGGAGAGAUACAAUAUACUUGAGAGGUGCAUAAUUAAUGACUGGUAUCACAAGGAGUUUGUCUACAGCAUUGAGCAUAGAGAAAAUGGACAAUAUUUCAGUUGCAAAUGUAGAAGAUUUGAUUCAAGUGGAAUACUUUGUUGCUACAUCUUAAAAAUGAUCGUUACAAAAGGCAUCGAGGUAAUUAAUGAAAGAUAUUUACCCAGGAGGUGGAGAAAAGACGUGCACCGUCCAUAUAUUAAAAAGUUUUUUGCCGAAGGCUAUCCAACGAUGACAGAGGAAUACCAAAAAUACCGUGAACUUGAGGGAGAUUUUGAGCAAAUAACUGACAUUGUUAUUGGCAACACACAAAAGAUGGAGUAUGUCAAAAGGCAGCUUCAAGUUUUGAAGGUGAUUUUAUCAGAAUGGAAUGAUGGAUUGUUAGCUUCUGCAGUAGACUCAGACACUGUUGGUGUUGCAAAUUCUGAUAGUUCAAUUGCUAUUUUGAAUCCACAUGAGGCUCGUAGCCGUGGUAAGCCACGAAGUAAUUAA
Messenger RNA from Hevea brasiliensis (rubber tree), 1296 nucleotides. Its product is annotated as protein FAR-RED IMPAIRED RESPONSE 1-like. Bases 1 to 1296 code for a protein of 431 amino acids. NCBI's taxonomy places the organism in Eukaryota, Viridiplantae, Streptophyta, Magnoliopsida, Malpighiales, Euphorbiaceae. The transcript has a single exon. The record is from RefSeq and is a predicted model, not a curated record. Gene Ontology annotation, biological process: regulation of DNA-templated transcription.